GGAACAACAGCUUUACUACUUGCAAGCCAGCACGGACGACGCGACAUCAUUCGUGUUCUUGUUGAUGGUGGCGCGUUCAUUGACUUGCAGGACAGCGCAGGAAAUAGCGCGUUGAUGAUAGCUUCGGCGAAGGGCAAUGCUGGAGUCGUGGAGUUGCUUUUAAACAGCGAAGCAGCUGUAGACCUGACGAACAACAGUGGAUGGACUCCACUGAUGCUCGCUUCGCAACAAGGCUACUCGGGUGUGGUGCAGGCUUUGGUACGGAAGGGGGCACACAUUAAUCAUCAGAGUCCGACUGGAACAGCAGCUCUACAGGUUGCAAGUCAGCACGGCCGUCGCGAUACCGUUCGAGCUCUA
Messenger RNA from Phytophthora sojae, 357 nucleotides. RefSeq lists its product as hypothetical. The record is from RefSeq and is a predicted model, not a curated record. The transcript has a single exon. Gene Ontology annotation, molecular function: protein binding. The annotation marks the transcript as partial. NCBI's taxonomy places the organism in Eukaryota, Oomycota, Peronosporomycetes, Peronosporales, Peronosporaceae.